Messenger RNA from Anopheles merus, 6243 nucleotides. RefSeq lists its product as uncharacterized. The record is from RefSeq and is a predicted model, not a curated record. Lineage: Eukaryota; Metazoa; Arthropoda; Insecta; Diptera; Culicidae. The transcript is spliced from 2 exons. Bases 2009 to 5656 code for a protein of 1215 amino acids.
AAUCUUUAUCCUUUCUCAAUGAAGCUUAUGCAUCAUAUAAAAUAUAAGUCAGUGUUAUCCAUGGUACAUAAUUAACUCAACUUACUAAAAAACCUGUAUGAAACCAAAAUAACGUUGAAACAGCACAUAUCGUUCCAGGCUGUUUCGUGUCCCCAGACCAAAACCACGCUGUAUGGGUGUGUCGCUAUCAACGGUAUAAAGUGUAUAGCAUUAUUUACUGUUUCACUUAUCGCUCCGCUUUGUAAGUGCAAUCAUCCCCGUGCCACACUGUGUAAUUCUGGCGCUCCUGUUGCAUUAUCGAAAGACAGACGGCUUCCUUCCAAUAUGUCAUUGCCACCCGUACAAAGGGUACAAAGGGCUUUUACAUUCUCUCAGACAAGGGCUGUUUCUACUCCAAUUUUAAUGUGGGGUUCAGCGCUUAUUCAUCAUUUUUCAAUCAUGAUUGCGGGCGUUUUUUCACACCCUGCGAUUAUUUGAAGCAAAUGGCAGCAACACAUUUUGAAUUAACUGUUUUGACGUUUUGUAACACAUCGGGUUAUUUUUGCUCUUGAUAUGUUUUUUCUGCUAUCAGCCGUUCCACAAACGUUAGAGCUUUGAAGACGUAUCGUUUGGUAUCAUUUGCGUUGGGGUUGAUUCUUUUCAUAUGAAUGAUUGAUUAAUUGAUUGCAUUAUUCCUUUGGGGAAUUGUAAGAGGUCAGGAACGUAGCACCAGAGUGAUUGGCCAAGUACAAAGUUAAAAGAGAAAGGUUACAGCAAGUCAAUAGCAGCCACAAUUUGAAACAGUUUAUCUAUUAGUGGUUUAAAAUAAAUCCGAAAUAAACGGCAAGUAUGGUGUAAAACAUAUUUGUGCUUAGACCAAAACAGGAUGAAAUGAAUUGAUCCUUCGACAGUUUGAUAAUUGCAGUGCAAGAAACAAAAAACUCAGUUUUCCUUUGUCCACACACCCCAUAUCAACAGUUUGCUGCACUGGCAAACUCUAGUUUUUCUGUUGCCCUGUUUCCGCGGAUAGCGACAAUAGGACGCGGUUGGGAAUCCGAUCGGAACGAGACUGAAUGGUUGGCAGCAAACAAUAAGCAAACGAAAGCAAUCCAUCUAUUCGGAUGAUUGAACUGAUCUGCAGGAAAUUGUGGAAUGGGUUGUGUUGCGUGCGAAGUGCAUGCAGAAUAAAAAAUAAAAAAUGAAAAGACACAAGAUCGGUGAAUUUCCACGAAACGCCAGCCGUACCCCCCACGAUGAACGUCGCUACCAGCACGCGCAGCACCGGUACCGUCUACACAAAGGAUUGCUCGAUGGAUUGAUCGAUGCGGAAUUUCUGGAAUCGCCGGUGCGAACAGAUGUCGCCGGGAGUGACAAUGGAAACCGGGAGCGCGAUGGGAGUUGGGGACAAACGGGAAUGGGAGUGGGAGGAAAGGCGUAGAAUUUUGGGUUAGUAUCGUGCAGAAAAAUUGUGAAAAUUUUGGUAUAUAAAGGCGGCUCAAGCUGGAGCCAAAUCAGAUUCGAACGAUAAGCCAAAGUGUUAAGAGCUUCAUUUCAUAACAUCCGAAAUAAUCCGAAUCUCAAGGAACGAUCCCCCUUUCUGUUGCAUAGACUCCCGAGGCAGCGAGGAGCACUAGCUGAAAGGCUUGGAGAAUUCCCCGUUGUAGCCGUAGGAGCCGGAACCUUCGCCCGGCGGAGCCCCUCGGCCGCAACAUUGGUGGCUCCAGAGAGGAGAGCCUCACCGUAAGAUAGUGUCGUCGCGUCGUUGCUAGACCGGAGUGGACGAGCCGUGUAGCUACCGUGCUCCGUGUUACCAAGUGCGCCGUGGUCCCGAGUGUCCAGCCGCACCGGAAGGGUCGAGCCCAGAGUGUGCUUCUGGAACCGAAGUGUCCAGCCCAUCCGUGACGUCGUCACCUCAUCAUCAUUGGACCGGAUUGGAAUAAAAAGCUAAGUCCGUGCUUCUGGCCAGAGUGUCCAGCCAUCCGCGUCGUUAAAGUGCGCCGUGGUCCCGAGUGUCCAGCCGCAUCAAUUUAUGUUGUUUUGUCAUACGACUGUCAGUCGUAGAAUUGUCGUAAAAAUGGCUAACAAGAAGAGCAAUUACUUUGUUGAGAACAAAAACGGCGCAUGUCGCCUAUGUACCGAACCAAACGGUGAUAGUCCGUUUGUUAAGUGUGAAGAAUGCGAUCGAUAUUUUCACCUGGCCUGCGCCAAAUUAUCGGCGGUACCAACCGCAGAAGAAGAAUGGUUGUGCAUAAAAUGCCAAGAUAUCAAAAUCCAAUACCAACAAGAAGAAAAGAAAAGCACACCAGAUCAAGCCAUACUAGAACUCGCCAUGGUAUUACAGAACAAUAGUUUGGAAGCCAGCCGCCAUAUCAAGAAAACCACAUUAGUAAACCUUCCAGAAUUUGAUGGGAAACCACAAGACUGGCCACAUUUCAAAAAGACAUUUGAAGACACAACAAUUGAAGCAGGUUUUAGCAAGCUAGAAAACUUGAAUCGUUUGCAACGAUUUGUUAAGGGAGAAGCCGAAAAAGCAGUGCGUGCCUUACUCUUGGAUCCGCAGAACGUUCCGGCCAUCAUGGCUCGUUUAGAAGAACAAUUUGGAAGAGCGGACCAAGUAUACAAAGAGCUAUUGAAAGAUGUGGUGAAAAUAAAGGUCGAAGGACAAAUGAAAAUAAUGGAGCUUUCUGACGCUCUUGAUAACCUAGUUACAAAUAUAAAGAUUUUAGGAAAAAGAUCUUAUUUGAAUGAUCCUCGACUCAUCGAUGAAUUGUUGGCAAAACUUUCGAUCGAUAAACAACUGAAUUGGGCACAGCACAAAGCCAGUCUAGAGGCAGCUAAUUCCGAAGUAACGCUUGACCAGUUCAACGAUUGGAUGCACCAAAUAUCGAAGGCAUUGCGAAGUCUGCCAAAAAGAACAGAGCGACCACAGAACAAGGUAAAUGUUCACAAAUAUCACAAUCGCAAACCACCAGGAAAUUCCCAGCAAAUGAACAUUGCUCAAAACUUGCACACAGUUUGUCGCUUGUGCAAAGGACAACAUACGUUGCCAGAGUGUGAAAACUUUUUACAGAAAAACAUUAGUGACCGAAUUGCAUUCACCACACAACACCAUCUGUGUUUCACAUGUCUCCUCUCCAGCGAGCAUGUCCAAAGAAACUGCCCAUUGUCCAAAGUAUGUAGUGUGCAGGGAUGUAUUCGGCGGCAUCAUCCUCUGUUACAUGAAGUGCCCCAGCCAAUAUAUUAUCACUAUAACGACGUACGUGUCUACUACCAGAUCGUUCCGAUAACCGUACGCAAUGGGUCAGUGGCUAUGAAAACGUUUGCUUUCUUGGACGCUGGAUCGUCACUAACACUCAUGGAGGAAGAUUUGGCAAACAAGUUAGGUUUACAAGGCCGGCAAGAUCCAUUAACAAUGACGUGGACCCAAAAUCUAACGGUAGAACAAGACACCAGUCGUCGAGUGCAACUUACGAUUGUAAAUGAUCAAGGAAAAGAAUUCCUAUUGAAAGAGGUGCGAACCGUUAAAAAUCUACAACUACCACAACAAACAAUAGACACCAAUAGAUUACUUGCUCUUUACCCACACCUGAAAGGCAUUAAAAUAGAAUCGUUUACAAACGCUUACCCUACCAUCCUCAUCGGCUUAAGUCACAGCCACCUUAUCAUGCCAUUAGACCGCAGAAUGGGCCGUCCAGAAGAACCGAUGGCUAUCAAAACAAAACUCGGAUGGAUAAUAUUCGGAAAUGAGUACACACAACCGGUAACAAGAUCGGAUCAUUUCAUGGUACACAAAAACGAGGAAAUAAUGAAUAGAAUGAUCCAACAAUACUUCAGUACGGAAGACUUUGGAGUGAAAGUGACAAAACCUCUUGUGCCCAAAGAGAUAGAGCAAGCGAAUAAAAUUCUAGAAAAGACACUAGAGAAAAAGGAUGGAUAUUAUCAAGUGGGACUGUUGUGGAAACCAGAAGUGGCACACUUCCCAAAUAGCUAUCCAAACGCACUGAAACGCCUAGUAAGUUUGGAAAAGCAGUUGAAUAAGAAUAGAGAGCUGCAAGUUUGGGCAAAGAACACAUUUGCAGAUUACAUACAGAAGGGUUAUCUGAGAAAGUUGACGCCAAGCCAGGUUGCUAUUGCAACACCAAAAACUUUCUAUCUACCGCAUUUCGUUGUAGUCAACCGAAACAAACCGAUACCGAAACCACGAUUGGUGUUUGACGCGGCUGCUGAAGUCAAUCACAUUUCGCUGAACUCCCAAUUACUAUCUGGCCCUGACGAAAUGGCUUCACUUUUCGGUGUCUUGCUACGUUUUCGAGAAGGCAACAUCUGCGUCACAGGGGACAUCCAAGAGAUGUUCCACCGAGUAAGAAUACGGGAAGAAGAUCAGGACUCUCAGCGUAUUCUGUGGCGAGAUUGUGAAAACCGGUGUCCCGAUGUGUACGUCAUGCAAGUCAUGACAUUUGGCGCGACUUGUUCGCCUGCAUGCGCACAAGUAGUAAAGAAUACCAACGCAGCUGCCCACGCCGAAACACACCCUCUGGCAGUAGACCCAAUAGUUCGGCAACAUUAUGUUGACGACUAUCUCGAUAGUUUUUUCACAAUGGAAGAUGCAAUUGAAACAGUGAGACAAGUAAUUGAGGUACACAAAGCUGCUGAUUUUCACAUAAGAAAUUUUACCUCAAACCGGGGGGAGUUACUGAAAACAAUUCCUCAAGAUCGUGUACAACAAAAAACAACUUCAGUACAAAUCGAAGAAAAGGGCCAAGACUACGAGAAGAUACUUGGUGUUCAUUGGAACUCAACGAUCGAUCAUUUUGGGUUUCAAGUCAAAAUGAACAAAGUAACAAAAGACAGGCCAACAAUGAGAGAAGUUCUUAGUUGUGUCAUGAGUGUUUACGAUCCGCUGGGCUUAAUAAGCCACGUAACAAUAGCUGGCAGAAUUUUAAUGAGAGAACUUCAUGUUAUAACGAAGGAUUGGGACUCCACCAUUCCAGAUGAAUUACAAGAGAAAUGGGAAGAAUGUCUACGCGUAGUAAAGAGUGCCGAAAACAUACGAAUCGAGGCAAUGCUUAAUUCCCGGCCCUUAACACACAUACCGCUGGAAAAUGAAGAAGACGAAAUACUCACACCAUUUCAUUUUCUUAUUGGACGAAAUGGCAGCCAUAUACCACCAGUAGUGAACGAAACCUCGGCAGCAAACAGGCAACAGUACAAACUCACACAGCAUUACUCAAAGAUAUUCUGGGACCGUUGGAAAAAAGAAUAUCUUCCAACACUAAUACGCCGAAAUAAGUGGACUAACCACGUAGAACCCAUAAAGGUGGGAGACAUAGUCGUGCUGUUUGAUGACAACGCACCUCCGGGAAAGUGGAUCAAAGGAAGAAUUAUGAAAGCGAAUAUGGCCCCGGAUGGGCAAGUACGAUCAGUGGAAGUAAAAGUGGGAGAAAACAUAUUAAAACGGCCAGCUGUCCGAGUUGCCGUAUUAAAUAUAGAGCAAAAAGAACAUUUGCUUCUCCACACAACAUCUCAGCAACACCAGGGCACACAUCGAAUCAGACCGCUUCAGCCUAACAACGACAACAGUGAAACGAAGCCUCCUCGCAAGAAGACAAAGAUCGCCCCAUGUCAUUGGGCAAAACAGUUGUUGGAAAAUAACCCACCAAGCACUUCGACCAACUAAGCAAGAAGCGUAAUCCCCACCUGUGAAUUACGUGGGGGAGAAUGUUGCGUGCGAAGUGCAUGCAGAAUAAAAAAUAAAAAAUGAAAAGACACAAGAUCGGUGAAUUUCCACGAAACGCCAGCCGUACCCCCCACGAUGAACGUCGCUACCAGCACGCGCAGCACCGGUACCGUCUACACAAAGGAUUGCUCGAUGGAUUGAUCGAUGCGGAAUUUCUGGAAUCGCCGGUGCGAACAGAUGUCGCCGGGAGUGACAAUGGAAACCGGGAGCGCGAUGGGAGUUGGGGACAAACGGGAAUGGGAGUGGGAGGAAAGGCGUAGAAUUUUGGGUUAGUAUCGUGCAGAAAAAUUGUGAAAAUUUUGGUAUAUAAAGGCGGCUCAAGCUGGAGCCAAAUCAGAUUCGAACGAUAAGCCAAAGUGUUAAGAGCUUCAUUUCAUAACAUCCGAAAUAAUCCGAAUCUCAAGGAACGAUCCCCCUUUCUGUUGCAUAGACUCCCGAGGCAGCGAGGAGCACUAGCUGAAAGGCUUGGAGAAUUCCCCGUUGUAGCCGUAGGAGCCGGAACCUUCGCCCGGCGGAGCCCCUCGGCC